Molecule: messenger RNA, 6172 nt
Organism: Bactrocera oleae (olive fruit fly)
Lineage: Eukaryota; Metazoa; Arthropoda; Insecta; Diptera; Tephritidae
Gene: RhoGAP18B
Product: Rho GTPase activating protein at 18B
Biological process (GO): signal transduction; regulation of GTPase activity
Cellular component (GO): cytoplasm
Source: RefSeq, a predicted model, not a curated record
AACUUCGUGGCAAACUUAAUAUAAACUAUUCCGAUUAUAAAGAUACCGGUACUUUCAGGGCGUGAUCUUGUGUUCUAUCAUUCUUGCAUACACCCAUACUUAUGCUUGCACUUAUAAGAGUGGAUAUCGGGAUUGAGCUCGCAUAUAAUAACAUUGACGGCGAAAAACAUUGAAGCGAAAGAAUAAGAAAAUUUGCGCUGAUAUGGUUGCAGUGUUCUCACUGCACAAUUAUUACUUGAGUGUAAAGAAAACGAAACUUGUUCGUAUAAUUUGUAUAUAUUUGUAAGUUCAUCAAUGAGACUGGGUGUUGCAGUGUGGCGCCAAAUUCAGAUCAAGCGUUUCAGUUAACCUCUCGCUUUCAAAUUAUACACAUCCCAUCGAACGAAAUUCGGAAUUUGGUAAAAAAAAAGUUUGUAAAUGUCGCUUAAAAUUCCCUAAAGUUCUUUGUAGAGCAAUAUUUAUUAAUACUUACAUACAUAUGUAUGUAGAUACAUACACUCAAAAUAUAUAAUAAAUUGUAUAUUAUUAAACAACUAAACUACUUAGUACGAGAUUGUUAAAUCAUUAAAUACCGUUUAUCGGGAAACAUUGUGCGUAUAUUGUGCGUCUAUAUUGCAAGUUCAUAUUCGCGUUAAAACACUAAUUAGAAGAAAGCUUUGGGUGCGGCUUAAUUGAGUAAGUCAUAUUUAUAUACAUACUUGUAUGUAUGUACAUAUGUACAUAGUGCAGAUGCAGUUACAUGAAUUGGUGCACAUGCCUUUAUGCAUAUAAAUUCAAUUAUUUCUCUUAAUUAAUUUUAAUUCCAACAUUCUUCUUGAAUAAUUAUACAUACAAGACAUGGGAGGAAAUGUGAACAAUAAUAAAUGUUAAUAAAUUAAUGAGAAGUAGUAGCUUUUCUAAAUUUUAUUUCAAUGAAAGAAAUGCAAAAUGUCAGAAGAGAAUUUUACUAUAUAUGAGAACUGUUCAAACUUUGCAAAAAACAAGGAUGAUAGUACUGUGUAUGGUAAAAUGGUUUCGCAAAAAAACACUCGACUCAAUGAAGACAAAAGCCCUGAAAACGAAAGUGCAUUUAGUUUUACGGUAUAUGACGUAAAAUCGGAGUUGUUUGAAAAAAGGCAACCGAUAUACGAAAAUAUCAAACAUAACGUAUUAUCAAGCCAAAAACUACUAUUCAAAAAAUUAUUUGGAACAGCGACAAAUAAUGAUAUUUUCUAUGAAAACUUGUGUCGUGGAUGUGGUUAUGGUAUUUUUGAAGGGAAAAAUUAUUUGUGUGACUUUUGUAUACGUAUGGUUGAAGGACCCAAAAAUAAAAAAUCCCAGAGUUCGCGAAAAAGAAAUCAAAAUCAUGUGAACACUGAGGAGAAUAUCUAUGAAAAUAUUUGUUCCCUUUGUUCAAAUUUAUAUAAUACUCAAGAAUGUGAAUUCUGUAUAAGAAACGAAAAAUUAAUGGAAACAACGGAAGCAGGAAAACUUGAAGUUAUGAAAAAAAAACAAAAGACAUUGUAUUUUCAGAAUUUGGAUAAGCCUAAGCUCUUCGAUGGAAUUUCGGGGUCGUUGAAGAAAAGUUCAAAGUCUAAACAAUUUUAUUCGAAUAAACAAGAAUGUAUAAAAAAAAAACACAAGCGUGUAGAGGCAAUCUAUAACGUCACAGAACACUCUAAUGUUUCCCCCUCGAAUGAAGUAUUUAAUAUGCAAAGAAUACUCAAUUUUAAACAAAAGAAAACUAGCAACGAUGCAUUCCGGAGAGAGCAACAUAUAUACGGCCGAUUAAAAUUUCGCGAACAUUUUAUUGGUAAAAUUCCUUUAGAAGUGACUUCUAAUCAUACUGAAGCUAAAUCGCAUGAAUUGCUAAAGGAAGAUCCAGAUUUCGUUUACACCAAAAGUUCUAUUGAAUGUUCAUUAGCUUCAAGGAAACGAUCAAAAUCACACAAAAUUCUAAAAAAAAUUUCAACUCGUCCUUUUAAUACACCAGAUCAUAAAACGCUUCACACCCCUCUGUCUGAAAGCGUUUGUUAUUGGGUGAAAUUGCUUCGUCUACAAGUUCAUAAUUAUCACAUUUAUGGUACAUCAUUUGAUGAUGGCGAUUAUGCUUUAUGUAUUCCUAAGAGCCUUCCAUCAAGAAGCGUGUUGAUACACACAUACUGCGAUGCUGCUUCAAGUUAUGAAAAGAACAAUUUUGUUUCCCCUCGCUAUUUAGAAAUAGGAAUGACUAAUUUGACAGGCACUGAUAAAAACGUAGAAGAAGAAAAUACUACAUUCACAAAUAAAAUAAGUCAUAUUCAUGUUAGUAAGCAAAUUGAGAAUCGUUUUGAGGCAAUGGUUGAUGUAUUUAAGCAAAAUCUCAUGGAAAAAUUUAUGGUUUAUAAACAGAGAGAGUAUCAAACAUCUGUUGAGCAUUCCAACUAUUCGCUCAAUACAUUAUCAGAAGCAAACUACGUAGCACGAUCAUCACUGCAGCGAACCCAAUGGCCCUCCGAACACAGUCCGAUUGCGGUAAUGAAUUAUCAACCGCUCUCAACAGUUACCACCGACAAAGGUCGAACUAGUUGCUUUUCAACUUGCAAUGUGAUCAAAAGCAAGUGCAAUCAUUGUGGUUGUCUAUGUGGUGGAGGGGUAUCAGAAAAAACUAAAAACGAAAUUAUCAAAAAAAAAUUUGAAAAAAAUGAUAUAGACAAAUCGGAAAUGAUCACUACAUACAACAAUGCACACGGGCAGCACACCAAACAAAUAAACGGUUAUUUUUUCGAUAUUAUAGGCAAUUUUUGCAAUAAUUCGCACGAAAUAUACGAAGUGAGCCAUCAAAAUCCAAAAAUCAACCAGUUUAAUUUUGUGAGUUUAAUUAACAAUGUGUUAAUAUCGUAUAGCCUUAAUACAAACGUCUUGCAUUUGUGUUCUAAUCGAUUGCAGUACUUUAAUUGGUUUCAAGAUUGGCUGCUUUACAAUUUCAACCCGUGGAGCUUCAAUGUUAAACGUGCUUUAAAGGUGCUGGCUAAUUAUAAUAGCUUUAAAAUAUCAUUUAAAUUAUGGGCUGUACUGAAUGAGUCAGUAAAGCGGCAUAGAAGUUUAUGGAAACAUGAUAAACAAGGAGAGAACAUUUAUGGUGAAGCACCAAUUGACAGUACAGUGAGCGAACAAGUUACGAAAUUUAUUCCAAUGGCUUUUCAAAGUAGUAGUUUGGGGAGCGACUUUAUUGUUAAUGAGAAUGAGAGCGCACAAUUAAUUGCCAGACAAAAUAUGGGUACAAAUAAAUGUAUGAAUGACGAAGUAGUUCUACGUACAAAAACUAAAGAAUCAUUGGAAAGAAGUAAAAAAGCUCAAGGGAAAUAUUUGGAUCUUGAUGAAAAUGUAGUUAAAGUAAAUAAUUAUGAUUAUAAUAAAAAUGCAGAUAUUGAUUUGAAAACUGGGACCAAAAUUUUAAAUAAUCCUAGCCCUUCUGAUGAAAAAAAUAAUUCAUCUUAUACUGAAGAAGAAUUUAAAAUAUCAAGGGAAGAAAACAUUUACCAGCCCAUUUGGAAGUUUCAAACCGUUGGAGAGGCUCUUUACGAUAGUGAUCCUGAAUACUAUAACUUGAGUAAUCGAACUGGUAAUUCGAGGUAUUUGCACAAAAGGAAACAACGGAUGUCAAAUGAUUCAUCAAUUCCAUAUCUUGUUAUAUCUGAUAAUGGGGAAGAUCAUGGAGAUUGGGAGACCGAUGACGAGUUUAUGUUUUCAAAACAGUUUGAUGAAUACUGCGGAGCAGGCGACAUAAUAUCACAGAACACUACUUCUCAGAGCAAUAGUACAAUCACAAGUGCUUCGAGUGCUGACAUCAUUACUGCAUCAUCAAACUCAAAUUUUCUACAUCCCAUUUUCCGUACAGUGUGCAUUUUUUUUAGCUUAAAGGAGCCUAAAAUUCGUGCAAUCGUAUAUGAUUACACAUACAACCAAUCUUCGCAUUAUUUUGCAAAAAAUAAAAAUGCAAACUUGCUUUCUCACAAUAAGGCAAACGGAAAAUUGAAACCUAUAACUACAUCUACUUUUAAUUGGUCACCGACAUCAAUUAAUCAUCAACAAAACAUAGCAUUUCCAUCAUCAUUAACGAACAGAACAUGUGCAAAUAAUGAACCUGCCACAGACUCUAGUUUGAGUCCAGUAAAUGCGUGGAAGCUGAACCUAUUAAAUAUAUCCAAUAUUGAAGAUGAAGAUGACAUGUUCGUGUCGGAGAAAGAGCUUUUGCGGUCCCAGGCCUUUAAAGGUAAUGCCGAAUAUGAGAGUUCAACCCCAAAACUAUUUGCUCCCCAGCUUAUUAAAAGUGUUUCGUCCGGUAAUAUUUUGGAUAUACCAAGUGUGGAUGACAAAAAAACAAUUACAGAACGUGUGCGUAGUAAAUUUCCAAGAAGCGUCUUUAAACUAAAUGUACGUUCACCAAAAAGCGAGAAGAAACAAAAUGACGUCAUUCAUUUUGGAAAAACGGAAAGUUUAUAUUUGGAAACAGAUGCGCAACCCGAGUUUCCAAUUUUCGGAGCACCACUUGAAAAAUUAGAAAUGAGUGAAGUUGUUCAUCAUGUUCCACGUUUUAUUGUGGACUGUGUAGCUUAUAUCGAACGUAAAAACUCGAUAUUACAAGAUGGAUUAUAUCGUGCUUCUGGCAACAAAGUAGCUAUUGAUGAAUUGAAGAAAAAGCUAUCCGAAAGCUACGCAUACAAUUCAAAUCUUUUGGUUGCUGAUGAUAUACAUACUAUUACCAGUUUAUUAAAACAAUUCUUUCGAGAAUUGAGCAACCCUUUGAUCCCUCAACAUAUAUAUGAUCAACUCGGACGUAAUUUUCUUGAGACUGUUGGUAUUGAAGUAUUGAAAAAUACGCUUGAGGAAAUACCUGAUCCUAAUCGUGCAACAUUAAAAUUUCUUAUACGGCAUUUAAAGAAUGUUGCCGCCUUUAGUAAAGAAAACCGGAUGCCUGCAUCUAACUUAGCAAUUGUAUGGGGUCCAUGCAUUUUUACAUCAGAACAAAUUGUAUUUGGUGACAUCGGACGAAUGAAUACAUUAACUAAAUUAAUUAUUGAAAACUACGAAUACAUAUUUAGCGAAAAUGAGCGACUUGUAAAUUAAGUUUUGAUAAAAGUGUUUUCAUGUUACAUCACGUUUUAGAACUAUUUUUGCAAUUAAGUCUAAAUUGUAACAAACCUGUACAUUGAUUAUUUAUACUCUCGCAACAUGUUGCACAGCGUAUAAUUAUUUUUCUAUUGUGCUAUUGUUUUCUUCCUUACGAUUUCUUUUAACGUUUAAAACUAACAGAGUUACAUAUGUAUAUCAAUAUCAUCAAGGUGACAAAAUGAUUUGACAUCCAGAUCCUUAAUCUGAGAUUUUAAUAAUCUCGAAUUCCCAUAGCCACCAAAUAUCUAAUAUAUUGUAGUAUAAGGAUUUUCACAAUUCACGUUUUAUAUUGUAUUUGUAUUAUAUCUACUUUUGGAUAUUUAUAGUUUGUUGCGGAAAAUUAGUGAAAUCGUCCAAGCCUUAUUCUAGCCUCCGUUUACUACCUAUACAGAUCGAUAUGCUAGCGAACGUUAUGCCAAAUAUGUCAUAUCAUAUAUGUAUAGUAGGUAUAUCAAUGGUGUAGUUAUAUUAAUAAAAUUGUGUGGAAACAUGUUCGCAAGUAUAGUUUAGUUUAAUGUUUUGCUACAACCUGAAACUUACCCUGCCCUGCAAUUUGCGAGCGUAUAAAAUUUUCGUUUGCAUCCGAACCCAGUUUUUCUUUAAUUCUUUAUUAAAAAAAAAAAAAUGCUAAAAUUAAAAUUAAGUAUAUGCUAGAGUUAACCAAAUUUUACAUUGUGAUAAAAUAUAUUAAAUAUAUGAGUGCAGAGCUCUAAAUUGCAAUAAACUAGUAAAAUCACUAAUUCUGAACUAUUAUAUACAGCUACUGAUCGCCAAUUGGAAACACAAGAUAAUCUGGAUAAGUAAAAAUUGUUUAAACUUGACUUUUUAUUUUCUCUUUAAAAACCUUGUAUGGUAUUUAUUCCUCUUUUUACUACCUAACGUGCCAAGCUUUUUUGUUUAGAAUUUGUCCAACUAAUCAUCAUAGAUGUAGUUAUAUGCAGAUAUAAAAUUGAUUGUUAAUAGGAUAUGAAUUAUAAAUGUCUAGCAGCACAAGAUUUCAGAAUUUAAAUAAAUGGCGUACUAAAGUUUGACACCGAAA